AUGUCUGGAUGUCCAGUCCUGCACACCAGAGGUCAUGACCUUUCCCCACAGGAACUUAAAAUAAAUCUGCGCUCUCCUCUCCUGCUUAAAGUGUGUGACGCAGUGUGUUCAGCUCAGGAGUUCAGCUGCUCUCAGGAUCUGUGUGUGUCCGAGGGAAGUGUGUGUGACUUCACUGACGACUGUGGAGAUUACAGCGAUGAGGAAAACUGCUCUGGAUAUAAGAGGUGUGGUUUUGAAGAUGGAUUCUGUGACUUGAUGCAGAGCUCAGAGUCCAGAUGGAUCAGAACUACCGAGGCUCCUGGACUCAAACACGACCACUCAAACACAUCAGCUCACUUCCUGUCCCUUUCACCUGGAACCAGAACCUCUGCAGACCUGAUCAGUCCUUUCUUCCUGCCCACUGAAACCUGCCAGCUGAGAGACCCUCAAAUAACAUCUGUUUGAACAUUAAAGCACAGGAGAAAUGUUACUUUAGUGGGAAUGCUGACACAGCAUUCCCACUAAAGAACGAGAGAGGAGACGAGGACACGAGAGAGGAGAGACGAGGACAUAAGAGAGGAGACGAGGACACGAGAGAGGAGAGACGAGG
Molecule: messenger RNA, 589 nt
Organism: Trematomus bernacchii (emerald rockcod)
Lineage: Eukaryota; Metazoa; Chordata; Actinopteri; Perciformes; Nototheniidae
Product: MAM and LDL-receptor class A domain-containing protein 1-like
Exons: 5
Coding region: 1-444 (147 amino acids)
Cellular component (GO): membrane
Molecular function (GO): protein binding
Source: RefSeq, a predicted model, not a curated record